Molecule: messenger RNA, 210 nt
Organism: Oppiella nova
Lineage: Eukaryota; Metazoa; Arthropoda; Arachnida; Sarcoptiformes; Oppiidae
Source: the annotation of a GenBank genome assembly
UUUGAAGAAGUAACUAGUGAUAAUUUGUUAAAAGUUAGUUUAGAUGGAACAGUUUUAGAAGGAAGUGAAUAUAGUUAUAACAAAACUGAUUAUAUUAUUCAUGAGAAUGGACAUUUCUUCUAUCUUUCAUCUACAUACUCCUGCUACUGUUGCUGUAUCAGCUAUGAAACAAGGAUUAAUGCCAAUAAGCCAGUGGGCAUUACAUUUUUA